CAACAUGGAAGUGAAGCGUAAUGGCUGUGGUAUUUUCCUCAAAUAAUUGAAGUUUAUUUUUGGAAAGUGGAUUGUAUUUUACCGUUGUUACUGUAUAUAUUUCACAAAUAAAGUGUUGUUUCAUUUCAUUUUAGAGGACAUUAUACACUUUCGAUAGCUUUUAUAUCUUGUGCGUGACAUUUUCUUUUAUCUAGGUACCCUAGUAGUUUCGCUUUUGAAGAUUGUUGCGAGAAUAAAGAUGGUAUAGCAUGUUGAAAGAAGGAAAUCAAGAUAAGCUUAUUUAGGCAUUCUAUUGGAUUGUUGGAAUGUUAGACACAAAUAUAAUUAAGCUACAAAUGAAGAGAUUUUCAGCUCAAAACCCGCAUGAGCUCCGACACAAGAACCUCCUAACAUCAGGAGGACUUGUUGAAUGAACGUCUUUAUCACCCUGUAAAUCACCAAUCAGAAAGGAGGCAAUGCUAGCUCAGCUGAAUUCCAAGCAGAAGUCAUUAUUCUUCAAUAUUAAGCCGACAGUAAUCGAUAGAUUAAUAUCAAAGAACAAAAGUUCCAUUCAGAACAGUUUGCUUUGUACAAAUGAGGAAAGCGACGGAUCAGUAAGCGAAGAGAGCGAAGAUAGCUCUUCCAGCAGCCAAGAAAGUAGUGUGACGAUAACAGAACGUCCAUCUACGAUGGCUCCGAUAAGACGAAACGACAAGGUUUUAGGAUCAAAACUAUCAGCUAGAUCCAACAUCGCACUGAAGAGAGGAAGAAAUAAAGCCUCGGUUGGCCAGCCAGGACGGAGUGCCAACAACCUAAAGGUAAUGGCAGCAAUGAAAGUGUUGGAAAACAGGAAGAGAGGGCGCCCAAGGAAGAUUGUCGAGGAAGUCAAAACACCAAACCAUAGAAAAAUCCCAGAAGAAACUCCAUCUACAAGCACAAAAAGGUCUCGAGCAUCGGUCAAAAAGGACGACAUUCCCCUGACACCCAGGAGUAAAACAAAUAAUACCAAUAAGGCAGAGUCCUCAACAGUGAAAAGAAAGACAAAGGAGGAGAAAGGUAGAGUUGCAACCAGUGGAAAUGAAACUGAAAGUCCUUCAAUACCUGGGAGUAGUUUAAUGCCUUCAGUUAAUACCAAAACCUCGCUGAAAAAAUUCCCAAGUAAUGUAGUGGAUCGUUGGAAAAGCACUGGGAUGGUGAUAAGGGGACGAGGAAGACCAAGAGGUUCACUCAACAAGGUUCCAGGUGCCUUCACUUCUCUCCGGGGAAGAGGCACUUUUAGAGGCAGAGGCAUAACACUAAGAGGAAGAGGUGGAAGGAGAGUGGGAGCUCUAAGAUCAGAUCGAUACAUCACCAGAGAUUCACAAAUCGGUGUGAUGCGUAGUGGGAAGUUGAGGAAAUAUAGUAACUCAGAUUUAGUGGAAGGCCUGGAACAUGUAAGGAAAAGAAGAAGAGAUUUUAAUCGUGUAAAAGUAGAAAAAUGUGACUAUCCAUCUGACGAACAUUCAAGUUUUGUUACUACUAGCGAAUUGAGCUUCUGUGAAAACGACAAUUCUUGUAAGCAAUCUGACGACGAAAUCAAUUAUUCAAGGGUUAAAAUCAAGGAAGAAGUUUUAGAAACUGAUGAUGAAGCGGUUGAUUCGAGAGAUACAAAUUCAAAUUUAUUUAAAGGUGAUAAAAUUAAACAGGAGAAGAAAUCUUCAGUAAGUGGUUCUGAUACUAAUGAUCAGAGUAGUGAUUCUAAAGUAAUCAGGAAAAAGAUGCUUACGGGACCAAAAGUUGGCGGUCGUGGCCGGAAAAGAUUGAUCUCGUUAGGUAAACGGUUAGGUCUACUUUCUCAGUCUGACUCGAGUGUUCGUGAUUCAGAUUGCUCUUUAGAUUCAGAUGCAAUGGACGACUCGGUAAGCCCCCCGAAUUCUGGAUCAAAAUUACACAAACGUAGAAGAAUCGAUGGAGUGUGGGUGAGGAGAUCGACUAGGUCCAUUGGCAAAGGAAGUAUAAAAGCUGAACCUGAUGCUGUUGUUAUUGAGGAGUUGUUGAAAGAAAAAGACUGUCCUGUAGAUGUAGAAUGCAAUUCAAAAAGUUCCUUAUCUGUUGAUGUUAAACACUCAGAAUCCCAGUUAGUAAAUAGUUUUGACAAAGAUAAAUCUUUGGACAGUAGUACUGAAGCUGCAACCGAAACAUUGGUAAGAAAAGUAGAUAUUUGUAAUAUAGACCCAAUCGAUUCAACUGAAGAAUGUCCUUCUAUAGAUGAUUUAGUGAAAAAAGACAGUGAAGUAGAGGUUGAUGUCGAUGAAAUGAUUACUAAUAAAGAUGACUCGGUUGAGGAUAUUAAUUUGACUCUGGAAGAAUCACCAAGCAAAAUGACGGUUUUAACAUCAAAGCAAGAAACUAUUUCUGAUGAGCUCUUACUUGAAUCUCCUGAUAAAAUGGAUUACCCUGAUACUGAAGAGAAGCUGAAAACUCCCAGUAGCAUUAAUGAUGAACAAAUUAAAUCAGAGAUUUUGCCAGAACCUUUGUUAAGUAUUAAUCAAAGCUCUAUAAUUCAGACAACUGCAUCUGAACGUGAUGAUCAAAAUGUGCCUGCAAACAAUUCUAGCGAAGAGAAUCAAAUUAAUGUAAAACCAAUGUGUACAGAUGGAUUGAAUGAUUUAAAUAGUGAAGCUAGUGAACAUAGUAUUAGUAGCAGCCAUGAAGUAAUGACUGAUGACAAAAUUAUAACAAUGAUAGAUAGUUUUUGUUCUCAGUCGGAUGUUCCAGACUUAUCGAAUGAUGAUAUUACGCAAGAAUCUACAACAGUUGAAAAUGACGAAGAUGUGAUUGUUGAGUUUGUAAAUAAAAUUACUACUGAAGUAGAACAAAAUGUUUCACAAGACAAUCUGCAAAAAUUGACAACUUCUAUUAAUCAACUCUCGGGUAGUAUUGUCAGAAGUUGCUCGGAAACAAAUAAAUCCUUUAGUAGUGAAACUAGUGAAGUAAAACAUACCGAUUGCGAUAGACAAUACUUACCACUUUUGUCCAAAGAUUUAACAGAUAUAUGUAAAGAAACUAAAAAUGAUGAGACUGAAUUUGUUAAAGAUGAAAUAAAAAGUGAUCUUAAAUCGUUAGAGGUUUGCAAACAAGAAAUUGGUACCGAAGCAAUACAUUUUUUUAAAGAAGAGGUUAGUAGUAGCUGUGAAACUGUUGAAAUGGAAAGCAGGUUGGAGAAGGCUCCUGAAAUUACAGAAGAAUCCUCCUCUAGUGAUAGCAAUUCAAAUUUAUCAGAAAUUACUUCAAUUUCUUUAGAAAAAGAUGUUGCAGAAGCAAUACCAAUGGGUGAUUUGCAACUUCAAGGUGAUUUAGAUGAAAGUAGUUUGUUAGCAAAUAGAGAAGCCCAGAGCAAAAUAGUUACAACUGAAACAGAUGCCAGAUUUUCUUCAGUCGCAAGUUCUACUGUCACCAGUGACAUUGAACAUUCCAACAAGGAUGUUUCCCACGCUUUACUAUCGAGGAAAUCUAGCACUGAAGAUAAUUUGGAAGAGAGGCCUUCAAAAGAGUUAUUGAGUGCCUUAGGACUACAAUCAUUACUCGGUGGGCAAGAGGAGAAACCCAAACGGCCAACUGAUAACUACACCGGUACACUGAAGGCUGUUAUCAAAUUGAAUCGUUCCUCGGACAAGAAAUCUGGGGGAAGGAAGAUGAUUUUCAAACAGGGUGAUUCACUAGCCCAGGACAUUGGAGGAGAAGGGGACAGACUAGAAUACAGGAUAUGCAGUGCUGAGCAACUACCAGUGGAGAGUGUCCCGUUUACACAUCAGGCUGAACUUCCAGCCCGCAAGGCCCAGAUCAAAGUCAAGAGCCAGUUUGAUUUGAGCAGCAGCCUAGUAGUGCCAUCAACAGAAACAUCAUCAGAUUCGACCAAAGAACCAGGAGGAAAAGUUGACCUGAUCAUCCCAGAGAAGAGUAGUUCGUUCUCAAUUCACCCAGAACGACUCUGCACGGAUGUUUGUUCCUAUUGUUUUGGCAAGUUUGGCUCCCUGGAUACACCUUGUCAUCUCGCCCAGCUCAAGAAUGCUGAGAGACAAGCGAAAAUCUUGGCCAUUGAAGUCCACCUGAGCGCUGACUCGUGCCUGUGUGACGGGUGUUUCCGCUAUGUGGAUCGCAAGGCUAACUGCCCUGCGUCUCAGCGAUCGCGCAAGCCUGCUGCACGACGAGGUCCGCUGGCCGGCACUGUGUGCGCGGUGCAGGAGUGUAGUCAGCCAGCGCGACACUCUGUGCGCCGUAAGUGGCUCAUCAAGCUUAAGAAAAGCAUCGGAAAGAAGCUUGUCCUCGAUAUGGACAAAAACCCACAUCUGCCUUUCCCACUGUGCUCUCAACACUACUAUUGGGUGGACUACUUCACAGUGUGCGGGAUCUGCAAGAAGAGGUUGACGCGUAACCACAUGUACGCGUUGGGUCCUGAGGCGGAGGAGCUCAACCAAGCACUGAGCGACGACGGCAUUCCUGUCAGACUCUCGGACAAGUUGUUCCUCUGUAAGCUGUGUCGCUACUACAGCUCACUGCGGCUCAAGUACCGAGACCCUCAGGCCAUGUCGUCUACACACAGACUCUUCCUCAACAGCUAUCGUAAAAAGAUUUUGCAGUACCAUGACAUCCCUGUGAGUGAGAGUGAGGAAGAUGGAAAACCUGCAGAAGAGGAUAGAGUUGCCUCUGAACCUCCAAAGCCCAAGAAAAAGAAGUCAAAAUCCAAAAGUAUUGAUAGUAACGAGUCGAAAAAGAGAACUCUGGGUAAAGAGGCAAUGCCAGACCACGGCGCUGAAGAUCAAUCAAAUGAUUCUCAAAUGAUCGACUAUAGCUACUUGGAAACGUUAAAUAUCCACAGAGAAGAACCACCUGCAUCCACUGUUGAUUACAAUUCUCUAGGUGAUUUAGAAGGAGGACUUACUAACAUAGCAUCUUUGUUGAAUCCUUUGGAGAGUGGUCAAGGUACUGUCUAUCCCUCUGACAGCCAAAACCGUGGCAGAGUUGAAAAACCAACUAGAAUACAAGUGAAGUUUGGAAACCUCAACAUCGGCAAGCUGAGCAACCUAAACAUAGGGCAGGACACCAGACCAGCUAGCAAUGCGACACCGGCUGCCGAACGGCCACCGUAUUUGCCCGGUGAAAGAGAACUAAAGUUGACAAGCGAGUUUGAGUUCCACGGAACUCUAAAUCCGAGCUCCGGUUGGGAACGGUAUACUUCAACCAUACAAUUUGACAAAGAAACAAAAAGACUUUGGCAGGAACUGCAACGGCCUUAUGGGAACCAAUCGAGUUUCCUACGACAUCUAGUAAUUCUUGAGAAGCAUUGGCGGAAUGGAUCGUUGGUUUUGGCUGAAAACGCCAAUCCUCGAGCUGUCAAGUAUUUAGGCAGUGUCAAAAAUAGAGUACAAGCGUACGACGGUGCGAAAUCCUCAGAUAUGGAGAAACCUAAACAACCUGAGUUGACUAUAAUAUCACCGCCUCCUAGACCUGUCUCUACGCCUGUUAAAAGUGCACCUCCUCCUCUGAUGAAAAUAGCCCCUGGAACUACUCCUUGGCUGCACGAACAGUUGAAGAAGCCUCCCCCGUACACAUCGACCCCCGCCACAUCAACCAGUAGUAAAUCCCUUCAAUCACCUGCUCCAGCACCCCCUCCCUACAGGCUACCUGUACAGUCACAGACCACCAAUCAAACUGCCCGUCCUGCGAGAGUGCCCACUCCCAUGCCCGGCCUACUCAGGAGUCCACAACCCCCCAAUAUGAUCAGGCCUAUCUCCCUCUCUUUCCAACAGUUUAAAAGAAUAAGGCUAGAACAACCUCCGGCCUCAGCAUCUUCAGCUCAAGUCACAGUUAUUCCCAAAGUCGAACUUCCACCCGAAGUGCAGGCCUUGACGAGUAAUGCCUCAACUUCCACCGAUUUUUGUCCUCGGAUUUGCGAAGUGAGAUCUCUUGCGAGUCCUACAUCCGAUUGGAAUGAAAGCUUUAGGAAGCAACAGCAGAAGAUGUUGAAGCAGAACAUCGCCAAGUAUUACACCCCCAUUUUGCCAAAAAUGCCCAACACCCUCUCGGUAACUUCGUUCCCACAGACGACGGCGUUGGUGAUGAAAACUUCGUCUCUGACUAUCGAGAAGGCUCCGAGUAUCAACACGAAACCUGCCCUCGCUCCUCCAGAGAAGCCUUCGAUUAGUGUCUUCAGGGAGACGACUCCCAGUGAUAACGGCUAGGCGUUGAACCACUUAGUCAAUUUCCUAACAAAUUAAAACUGUGGAGCAAUCUCCUGAUGUUAUAGCGUGAAAUAUUUUUGUACAUUUUUCAACCUACAGUAGUCAAAAGAUUAUUUUUUAACUUGAAAUACAGAGGUAAAGUAUUAACAAUAUGAAAUACUGAUCACUAACUUGUCGUUUAUCACAGUUAAACAUCAUAUUGAUGUUAAAUUGGUGGACUUAAAUUUUUUUGUAGUUUUUUUGAUUGUUUUUAUGAUGUUUACUUCUGGUUUUGAACGAUCGACUGGUGACUUAGUAUGCAUAUCAAUAACAUGUAUUACGGUUGAGGCAAAUAUGCUUGUGUAAUUUUAUAUUCAAGUCUUACACAGAAUGUUAUCUUAGUUUGUAGAGCAUAUCAUAGUGAUUCAUAACUUAUUUUAUUUAGUCACUUAGAUAUAUAUUUCAUACUACAUGUGUAUUAUUUUUAUCGAACUUGUUGAUAGAUUUUCACUUAUUUAUUUAGCUUUACAUCCAAGCAUUUUGUAAUAAGUUUUAACCAGAUCAAUGAGGUUAAAGCAUUUUACUAAUAUUAUUGUUUGUUUUCAAACUCAGAAUUGUUCAAAAGAUAUUUUUUGUUCAAUGCCUUCAGUUUGUAUAAAAUAUAAAUAGUUAUUAGUAAUUUGGAUAAGCAUGGCUAAAUUUUUUAUAUUACUUUGUGCAGUUUUACCAGUUAUUAAUUUCAAUUUUAAACCCUAUUAUUUUAUCUUGUGUUAUUGUUAUAAACUAUUACUUAAUAAGACUGUCUGGUA
This is a messenger RNA of Macrosteles quadrilineatus (aster leafhopper), 6988 nucleotides long. RefSeq lists its product as uncharacterized. The record is from RefSeq and is a predicted model, not a curated record. Bases 456 to 6200 code for a protein of 1914 amino acids. The transcript is spliced from 9 exons. NCBI's taxonomy places the organism in Eukaryota, Metazoa, Arthropoda, Insecta, Hemiptera, Cicadellidae. Gene Ontology annotation, molecular function: DNA binding.